UCUUUUAUUUUGAUAAUGAUUUACUGCAGUAAAUCUUCCUUAAGUAAGAUUUGUGUGUUGUUAAUUGUGAAGUGCGUCUUGUUCACAGCGCUAGACUGUACACAAAUAACCUUAGAAGAGAAGGUUGCCUGUUCGAUUACCCGUCCGAAUCAAACGACAUGCGUUGGAAUGGGCUGUUGCUGGGAUCCGUCGAACUCAAGCAUGAAAUGUUAUACUAAAAAAGGUGGCCAAUGUAUCUUGUACCCGGGUAACUCGUGUAAGGUCACCAUCAACACAACGUUGUUGCCCCAUAGAGAAACCCCUCGAUUUCUUGACAACAAGCUGGGUAUUCUUGGAACGGAGUCAUUCCUUAAACUCGUAAUAGGUGUUAUUGAUUCUGAUGACUAUGUGACGGAUCUGAAUUGUCGUAAAAUCUUAUCUACGAUGCUGUGUCAUUAUACUCUACCUCCGUGUAAACCCGAUGGGACUAUCAGGCCAUUCUGUCAGGAAGACUGUAUUGCGAUAUUUAAACGCUGUCAGGAAUCGCUUAAUCAGGUGAUAGGAGCCGUCAAGCACAUCGCUAAAUCAAAGCAGAUUGACUUUAUCCACACAGGGUUCCCAAACUGUUCACGAUAUAAGCCAAGUACCAGUUAUGACAUGUCGUCCAAUGACAGUUGCGUUAAGACAGGAUUUUUUAAUUUCACGACGAGAGAGAGCAAACGAGGUGAAGAUGAUGGUACAAACUUGGCAGCCAUCAUUCUCCCCGUUAUUCUUAUUGUUCUUCUCGUAGUCUUCGUCGUCGCCAUUUUCCUAUGGCGCCGAAAGAAGCAGAGGAAAAAUGCCAUGAAAAACGGCAGGCUGAUCCUCGGCGAAGGAGCUUUAACCAUGCGACAAAAGCUGAGAGCUGAUUCACUGAAGAGCUUAGAUUCGAGGAUGUUACGAUUAUACGAUCCUAGUAAAUUAAAGCACUAUCCGUUGGACCAUGUGGAGUACCUCAAGGAUCUAGGCGAGGGCCACUUUGGCAAAGUAUUUCAAGGUCGUGCAGUUGGCAUAAUAGAAAGACAACCAAAAAAAGAGCUCUUGGUUGCCGUCAAAGCUCUCAAAGAAGGCUCCUCAAAAGAACUCAAAGAAGAAUUUUACCAAGAAGUAGCUCUCAUGUCCAUCUUUCAGCAUCCUAACRUAGUGUCUCUAAUUGCGGUCUCUACGGAGGAAGAGCCAUACGGGAUGAUAUUUGAGUACAUGACUGAAGGGGAUUUGAACCAUUAUCUGCGAAUGGCGAAACCGGCUGAAGUGUCGGUAGAGCAAGGGCCUGAUGAUGCUAAAGUGUUUUUAUCGCAACAARAUCUAGUGCACAUAGUAGAGCAAAUAGCAGCAGGAAUGGAGCACGUUGCUAAACUUAAAUUCGUCCAUCGUGACUUGGCUGCGAGGAACUGCCUUGUGGGAAAAGAUCUACUCAUAAAAAUUGCGGACUUCGGUAUGUCAAGGGAUUUGUACCAGUCUGAUUAUUACAAGAUGAGUCGAGAGACCCUUCUUCCCAUUCGCUGGUUGGCACCAGAAGCAUUUUUGUACGGCAAGUUUACUGUGAUGUCUGAUGUGUACUCGUAUGGCGUGGUGGUGUGGGAGACCUACACCUUUGGCCUGCAGCCAUACUAUGGGUAUACUAACAAGGAAGUUACAGAAUUUAUCAAGAAGGGCAUUCAUCUUGGCAAGCCAGAUUACUGUCCUGACUACAUCUACAACAUCAUGAAGGACUGCUGGGCUAAAGAUCCUCGCGAUCGGCCAGACUUCGAGGAUAUUCAAAAACGUCUUCGGGAUCCGUUCGGGAAUUACGACAUGCCAAAAUCCAACCCAGACUCCCUGAAUGAGCAAAGCGAUGAAGGUAGCCAUGGUGACGAGAAAGAUCGAGUUGAUGCGGGCAGUCCCGAUUUUGGAAACUACGACGUCCCAAGAAGCCCCUUAUCCAGUAGGGACGAUAUCGACAAAGAAGACAAGGAUGUCCCUAAAGGAGACAGUGAAUUUGGUGCCUACGAUGUCCCUAAGGACAAUGAAUUUGGUGCCUACGAUGUCCCUAAGGACAAUGAAUUUGGUGCCUACGAUGUCCCUAAGGACAAUAAAUUUGGUGCAUAUGAUGUUCCUAAAGACAACGAAUUUGGUGCCUACGAUGUCCCUAAAGACGAAUUUGGUGCCUACGAUGUCCCUAAAGAUGAAUUUGGGGCUUACGAUGUUCCGAGAUCUCCACCAAAUGGUGGUGGAUAUCUCCGUGAUCGACAUGAAGAAGACGAAAGUGAUAAUGAAGGACCUAACACAUGGGAUCCUACAGAUAAAAAAAGAUCUACGAUAUCUCUGCCCGUUGAAAAUUCUAUAGAAGUCUAGAACUUUAUUCUUAACGACUGUGACGUCAUCUUCUGUUCCUGCAUUCCUGUCGGUCUGCUAGGAGAAACGCGCGUGCGUGAAAAAGUGGCGGGAAAAUAGUAAACGCGUGGUUCAUCAAAAACUUCGAAGAUUCAUACAUUCGUAGAAUAGGUUCACUACUAAGAUUGUAAUAUUGACUUCUCAAAAUUUCAGUUAUUUUAGGGGGUAUAU
This is a messenger RNA of Actinia tenebrosa (Australian red waratah sea anemone), 2562 nucleotides long. RefSeq names its product muscle, skeletal receptor tyrosine-protein kinase. Gene Ontology annotation, molecular function: transmembrane receptor protein tyrosine kinase activity; protein binding; ATP binding. The record is from RefSeq and is a predicted model, not a curated record. Gene Ontology annotation, cellular component: plasma membrane; signaling receptor complex. NCBI's taxonomy places the organism in Eukaryota, Metazoa, Cnidaria, Anthozoa, Actiniaria, Actiniidae. Gene Ontology annotation, biological process: positive regulation of phosphatidylinositol 3-kinase/protein kinase B signal transduction; protein phosphorylation; multicellular organism development.